UUUGUUUUGUACUUAGGUAGUUGAAUGGAAUCACGUUGGGUAUGCGGAUGUGUAGUUGUCAUGCUGUGUCUUGUUGUGUAGAUAUGUGUGUGUGACAGAGAAAUGAAAGUGUAUGGAUGUUUCAAAUGAUGCCAUCGAACACUAACGAUCAUAACCGUACAAAACUGUAUAUGUGGUGCUUCCAAACUGUUAAAUGGGUUCCUGUACUCUUCAUAGUUACGAUCGUCGUGUGGUCGUAUUAUGCAUACGUAAUUCAGCUGUGUAUAUUCACAGUGGUCAACAAUGUAGAGAAAGUGUUUUACCUACUUCUGUUCCAUCUGUUGUUCGCCAUUUUUUGCUGGGCGUACUGGCAGACAAUAUUUACAAAAAUAGGCAAAGUUCCAAGUCAGUUCAAAAUUCCACCUGAAGAACUCCAGAGACUAGAAGAAGCAGGUAAUGUGGAAGCGGAAAACCAAAUUCUGGAGCAGUUUGCACAGAAUCUACCUGUAACCACACGCACAAUUUCUGGAGAUAUCAGAUACUGUGGAAAAUGUCAGCACAUAAAACCUGACAGAACACAUCACUGUAGUGCAUGUGGUGAAUGUGUUCUAAAAAUGGAUCACCAUUGUCCAUGGGUUAACAACUGUGUGGCAUUUACAAAUUACAAAUUUUUUAUUUUGUUUCUGGGGUAUGCACUUCUGUACUGCCUCUUCAUCGCAUUUACAUCAUUGCCUUACUUCGUAAGCUUUUGGAAGGAUGAAUUGAAGACUGCUGGAAGAUUUCACAUAUUGUUCCUUUUUUUUGUGGCUGUCAUGUUCGCAGUUAGUCUUGCGUCUUUGUUUUCCUACCAUUGCUACCUUGUUCUGAAGAACAGAUCUACACUCGAGGCCUUUAGACCUCCGGUUUUUCGUACGGGUGCUGACAAAGAUGGGUUCAGCUUGGGGACAUAUAACAACUUCCAGGAAGUUUUUGGAGACAACAGGAAACUCUGGUUCUUACCUGUUUUCACAAGUCUGGGCGAUGGUGUGGUUUUUCCAGUCCGGGCUCAGCACCAACCCAGCUCAUACAACUCGAUGGGCAGUACACAGACCAGUUUGGGAGAUGGUGUCACGUUCCCUCAGCGUUGUGUGGAUGAAGAUACACACACACUACUGGGAUCUCAUCAGCAGUGGGCUGAGGAGGCUGAACUAGAUUCCCCUCCUUUUGCCUCUUCCACAGGUACGCAGCUGUAUUAGGAUGCUUUUCUUCAACCUGUGCAAACAGAGAAGAAUUAAAAUUUGAUGUACGAACAUAUGAACAUAUUUUGUGUGGUAUCAAAAACUCAUGCUACUGAUGUAACCAUUGUAAGUAAAUACCCAAAGCAGUGUGUGUGUGUGUGUGUGUGUGUGUGUGUGUGUGUGUGUGUGUUUUCUGUCUGAAACUCGUGUUGAAUCAGAAGUCUGAGACAUUUAAUAAGACUUAUCACUGACGUGCAAUGUUAAUGAAUACACUUGGGAGACAAUCAGUGUCAAGCGUUGCUACAGAGCCAGUAUUUAUACCAUUGAAUAGUGCAGAUUUUAGUGAAUAAGAGGAGGAACUAUUGAACAAAUACUUUGUAUAACAGACCUUCUAAAAAUAUAGUUUUUCAGCAGCACAAAAUAGAGUGGAAAUGUGAAGAAAAACCAGUUAUAAUAUCUAUGAGAGUAUAAUUUGGCUUUUAUUGAAAAAAUUCAAGGUAACGAAUGUAGGUAUGGACCUAUGAUGUAAGCGUACAAAAAUCUGAAAGCUUCUGGAGUAUAUUGUGUUUUAUGCAUUGUGUGCAUCUGCAAAGAUGUGACAAGACUUAAUUUCAUCCCAUGUAGAUAAAAUGUAAGAGUGGUGAAAUCAUUAACUUCUUUAGUCUGUAUUUUGUUGAACUAAUUAUAUUGUAGAUAUUUAGUUUAUACUGCAUUCUCCUUUUUUCUGAAAAAAUUGUUUUUCAGUGAGAGCUGUUUUUGUGGUCACAAAUGUUAAUUACUGGUAUAUCACUGAAGCCUGCAAUCAAAAUUACACCUGUGUUAUAUAUGGGACUCAAUUCUGGCAGUAAUGAGAGAAGUUUGAAUUAUAUAAAAAUUCAUAUUGCUUACAGCAGAAGCUUAAAAACAAGAAAAGAUAACCUCUGCAUUUAAAUUUUAUCACCCCCCCCUUUCCCUUUCUCUCUCUCUCUCUCUCUCUCUCUCUCUCUCUCUCUCUCUCUCUAAAACACAAACACAAAAACACACAAACACACACACACACACACACACACACAAUGUUAUUUUAAGAAAGUUACAAAAGAAAUAUUGCGCCUUCUGUUGUCAUACAACAGAAUUUGGUCCACAGAUGUAGGUUACCAAGUGGGGGAACAGUGUUGUGCCCAACUUAACAUUCCACAAAAGUAACUAGUUGCACAUUCCUCUGCCAAGAGGAAAACAGGUGGUUCACACAUUCUCAGUACUAUUCAAAAUUUCAAAUGAUUGCAAGUGAUUGAAAUAGGCUUCACGUGUAGCUAAUUGUUUCAUACCAGUGUAUAGUAAUGGAAUCAUGAAAGCAAUGUGCAUACAAGGAAACCCUCAACUAUCAGAGUCACUCAACAUAACGGGUCAUGACAGUAUGUCAUUAUUUAUUGCAAAGUCAGUGUUUCAUCUCUGUUGUUGCUCUUCUUGUAAUUCGUGCUUUUUUUCAGUUAUUCAUGUAUAAAUUUAUAUAGCAGAUUAGGUUGUAAGUGAAUUUUUACUUUGAGUUCUAAAAGUAAUCUUCUGGUUGUGGUACUGAUGUCGGAACCGCAUCAUAUGAGAGAGAAAUCUUUCAUGUAUAUGUGUAAUGUGAUAUUAUUACAGAAUUUAAAUAUUACAGUGUUAUUGUUUUAUUAUUAUAAUAACUGUGUUGUUAAGGUAUUUCUCUUGUUCGUUAAAGUUAAAAUAUGUUCAGCUAAUUGCAAUAUUCAUUUAUUGAUUAAUUUCUAUAAUUUGAUCGGGCUGUGAGAAACUCAUUUGGAAUAUGAUUAUUUUAGCAUUUUUAUAAAUUUGUUAUGAUGUUAUUUUGGGUACUUGUUUGGUAAAUUAAUGACAUGA
Messenger RNA from Schistocerca piceifrons (Central American locust), 3050 nucleotides. Its product is annotated as palmitoyltransferase ZDHHC2. The coding region runs from base 117 to 1214 and encodes 365 amino acids. The record is from RefSeq and is a predicted model, not a curated record. NCBI's taxonomy places the organism in Eukaryota, Metazoa, Arthropoda, Insecta, Orthoptera, Acrididae. Gene Ontology annotation, cellular component: endoplasmic reticulum; Golgi apparatus. Gene Ontology annotation, biological process: peptidyl-L-cysteine S-palmitoylation; protein targeting to membrane; synaptic vesicle maturation. The transcript has 9 exons. Gene Ontology annotation, molecular function: protein-cysteine S-palmitoyltransferase activity.